Messenger RNA from Paramecium primaurelia, 6958 nucleotides. The record is from the annotation of a GenBank genome assembly. NCBI's taxonomy places the organism in Eukaryota, Ciliophora, Oligohymenophorea, Peniculida, Parameciidae.
AUGAGUAGCGAUUUACUUAUUCAAUAAUCCCAAGUUUUUUACUUGUUAAGAGAAGGUCUAUGGAAAUCAACAUAGGUGCUAUGUCAUAAGGUAAUUUAAGAUAAAUUUACGUAGUUUUAUCAAAGAACUCAAGAUCCAUUCUUUCAAUUUUGGAGGGCGUUCUGCUAUUUCAAAAGUGGAAGUUUGAAUGAAGCAAUAAAUGAGUUAACACUUAUUAGAAAUAAAAAAGAAUUUUAAUUUGCAACUUCAGCCGCACUUAUCUACUAUUCUUAGCAAUAACGUGGUGUUGAUAGGGUAUUAUUGAAAUUUUAAUUCUAUAGGAAAUCAUAGAAACUUGCAGACAGAUGUAAAGUGAGGGUCGAAAGACUCCAAAUGAUCGAGCAUUUUAGAGUGCCAUUUAUUUUUAUUUAUUCGUAGAUGAAGGUAGAAAGGCUAAGGAAGUUUUGGAAUUAUUAUCAUAAGGAUAGCCUAUAAGUUAAAUCACUUUAGGGUGGUAUAAAUUAUUAUAAAAGGAAGAGUAAAUCAAUCCAAGUGAUAUUCUUGAUUACUUUUAGAGUAUUGGUAGUAUUUAUAUUAAUAUUUUGAUUAGGGUAAUUCAAUUAAAAGCCAAUUGAAUAUUUGCUAGGUUUAGCAAAGGCAUCAGAAAUAAAUAAAAAGUAUCCAAUUACUUUAGAUGCUUUAAAUGAAUUAAUGAUAGUUUGGAGAGAUUUUCCAUUUACAGAUGUUGAAAAGUUGCGAUUUAGUAUAUUUAUAUAAGAUUGGGAAUAAUUUUAGGAUUUAGCAAAUAAAAUACUCUAUGAUGAUCCAACAAAUAUAUUUGGAUUGAAAGCUAUAGCAUUUUACAAUUUAGCAAGAAAAGGUGAUGUAAGAGAAUCAUUAGAAAAAAUUGAAGAAUUAUUUAAUGCUAUUUAAAAAUAAGAAGAAGACAAUGUUUAAUUAAUUUUGAAUUGUUGUUAAUUGUUAUCAAGAGUUUCAGGUAGAAAUCAAUAAAUUCUCUAAUUGACAAUGAGUUAAAUUUAGAAAACAAGAAAAAUAGCUCCAUUAUUAGGUGAUUUGUGUUUAGAAUUAGCUUAAGAAACUUUGAUGUUAGAAGACUAUGAAAAAGCUUAUGGUUUUUUCUAAGAAGCAGCAGCAUUAGAUGAAGGAAGAAUGGAAUCUUUAGCUGGAAUGAUUUAAUGCAAAAUAUUAUAAGGAGUAAUUGAUGAUGCAGAAAAAUAAUUAGAAUUUGUUUAAGAAGUAUAAGUUUCUGUUGGCAGAACUACUGAAAUUGCUUUUUUAUAAGCCUUAUUAGAAAGUAAGAAAUCAGAAGGUACAGACUCUCCUAUUGCUUAAUAAUUUAUUGAAGAAACACUUAAACUUCAUUUAACUUAAAGUAAAUUAUUACUACCUGGAUAUGAAUUUUAUAUAAAGUUUAAUCCAGAUUUCACAUUUACAAUAGCUUAAAUGUAUCUUAGAAAUCUAUCCACCAACUUAAUGUUAGCAGGUAAAGAAUUACCAACUUCAGGUAUUGGAAAAGGAACAAAACUAUUAGAAAGUAUAGCAAGAUAAGCUCCUGGAUUAACAAAUGUUUAGUUAUUAUUAUCAACUGGUAAAAUGGCAUUAGGAGAUCCACAAGAAGCAUUGAAAACUAUUAAUAGAGUGUUAGAAUUAGAUCCUAAAAAUGAAGAUGGAUAUAUAUUACAUGCAUUAAUUUCUAUUAAGACUAAAUAAAUUAAUUUAGCAGCAAAUUCUUUGAAUUAAGCCAUAUCUAAUAAUUUUGCAAUAAGAGAAAAUCCAUUAUUUAUGUUAGUUAAGGGAGAGGUUGAGUAUAGAACUGAAGAUUAUAAGAAUGCAUAAAUAACAUUAGAAGCAGCUUAUGAACUAGUUGCAGGAAAAUAUAAGAAUAAAAUUAAAGUUAAAUCAAAAAUUGUAUAAUUUACAGAAAAAGAUAAAUGUCAAGUUUUUGUAUUAUUAGCUAAAGUGUAUGCAAUUAAUAAAAAAGAAACUGAAGCAAAAAAGAUUAUGUAAAAAGCUAUCUAGGAAUAUGCAGGUAGUCCUCAUGAAAGCACAAUUAUGAUGGCUAAUAGUGAAAUUGCUAUAGAAAGUGGAGAUAUUAAGAAAGCAAUUAAUAUUCUUAAGGCUGUUUAAAGUGGAUAACCAAAUUUUGUUAAUUCAAGAAUCAUAUUAGCUGAUGUCUAUUUAAAGUAUUUAAAAGAUCGAAGAAAUUAUACAAAAUGUUAUGCUGAAAUUAUUGAAGCUGAACCAACAGCAGAAAAUUAUAAAUUAAUUGGAGAAGCAUUUAUGAAAAUAAAUGAACCUUAAGAAGCAGUUUUAAGUUAUUAAAAAGCUGCUGAAUUGAAUCCAGAAGAUGAAGAAAUUACAAGAAUUAUUGGUAAUGCACUUACAAUGACAUAUGAUUAUCAGAAAGCAGUUAAUUAUUAUGAAGCUGCUUUAUAAAAGACUCCAGGAAGACAAGAUUUAUUAGUAGAUUUAGGCAGAUUAUAUUUGAGAAUGAAUAAUAUUAAAAAAGCAGAAUAAAUUUUAGUUUGGGAGAAAUUUAUUACUGAUGAUUAUGCUGCACCAACAUUGACAACUUUAAAAGCAAAUGCUUAAGGAUUUCUGUUAAUUGCAAGAAUGGUUACUAAAUUAUAAUAGGCUACAUUUAAUUAAGCAUAAAAUGCUGAAAAAGAGAAAAUCUAAUAAUAAUUGAUGGCAGAAUCUUAAAAAUUAAUAGAAAAAAUAAGAAAGGCAUUUGAAUUUGCGGUCUAAACAUAAAAAGAUGUUAUUGAAAAAAGUAAAUAAGAAGCUGCUAAUGUAAAUAAGGAAAAGGAAUAAUUAGGAUUAAUAUUUUUAGAAUAAGCUAGGUAUUUCUUUUAUAAUGAAAGAAAUUACAAGGCAACAUUAGAUUGUAUAGAUGAUGGUAUUAAAUUCAUACCUACAAAUGAAAGUUUGAUUUAGUUAUAAGCAGAAACAUUUUAUUAAAAUGGUGAUAAGAUUUCAUGCGAAUAAAAAUUAAAAAUAUUAUAAAAAUUGAAUCCAAAAAAUGAUUAUGCUUCAAUGAUGUUGUCAGAANGUUAGAAUUAGAUCCUAAAAAUGAAGAUGGAUAUAUAUUACAUGCAUUAAUUUCUAUUAAGACUAAAUAAAUUAAUUUAGCAGCAAAUUCUUUGAAUUAAGCCAUAUCUAAUAAUUUUGCAAUAAGAGAAAAUCCAUUAUUUAUGUUAGUUAAGGGAGAGGUUGAGUAUAGAACUGAAGAUUAUAAGAAUGCAUAAAUAACAUUAGAAGCAGCUUAUGAACUAGUUGCAGGAAAAUAUAAGAAUAAAAUUAAAGUUAAAUCAAAAAUUGUAUAAUUUACAGAAAAAGAUAAAUGUCAAGUUUUUGUAUUAUUAGCUAAAGUGUAUGCAAUUAAUAAAAAAGAAACUGAAGCAAAAAAGAUUAUGUAAAAAGCUAUCUAGGAAUAUGCAGGUAGUCCUCAUGAAAGCACAAUUAUGAUGGCUAAUAGUGAAAUUGCUAUAGAAAGUGGAGAUAUUAAGAAAGCAAUUAAUAUUCUUAAGGCUGUUUAAAGUGGAUAACCAAAUUUUGUUAAUUCAAGAAUCAUAUUAGCUGAUGUCUAUUUAAAGUAUUUAAAAGAUCGAAGAAAUUAUACAAAAUGUUAUGCUGAAAUUAUUGAAGCUGAACCAACAGCAGAAAAUUAUAAAUUAAUUGGAGAAGCAUUUAUGAAAAUAAAUGAACCUUAAGAAGCAGUUUUAAGUUAUUAAAAAGCUGCUGAAUUGAAUCCAGAAGAUGAAGAAAUUACAAGAAUUAUUGGUAAUGCACUUACAAUGACAUAUGAUUAUCAGAAAGCAGUUAAUUAUUAUGAAGCUGCUUUAUAAAAGACUCCAGGAAGACAAGAUUUAUUAGUAGAUUUAGGCAGAUUAUAUUUGAGAAUGAAUAAUAUUAAAAAAGCAGAAUAAAUUUUAGUUUGGGAGAAAUUUAUUACUGAUGAUUAUGCUGCACCAACAUUGACAACUUUAAAAGCAAAUGCUUAAGGAUUUCUGUUAAUUGCAAGAAUGGUUACUAAAUUAUAAUAGGCUACAUUUAAUUAAGCAUAAAAUGCUGAAAAAGAGAAAAUCUAAUAAUAAUUGAUGGCAGAAUCUUAAAAAUUAAUAGAAAAAAUAAGAAAGGCAUUUGAAUUUGCGGUCUAAACAUAAAAAGAUGUUAUUGAAAAAAGUAAAUAAGAAGCUGCUAAUGUAAAUAAGGAAAAGGAAUAAUUAGGAUUAAUAUUUUUAGAAUAAGCUAGGUAUUUCUUUUAUAAUGAAAGAAAUUACAAGGCAACAUUAGAUUGUAUAGAUGAUGGUAUUAAAUUCAUACCUACAAAUGAAAGUUUGAUUUAGUUAUAAGCAGAAACAUUUUAUUAAAAUGGUGAUAAGAUUUCAUGCGAAUAAAAAUUAAAAAUAUUAUAAAAAUUGAAUCCAAAAAAUGAUUAUGCUUCAAUGAUGUUGUCAGAAUUAGUUUUAUAAUAAGAUGAUAGUGAAAAAUCAAUUUAAUAAUUUGUUUAAACCUUAUAAGAGAAACCAAAUUCUUUUGGAACUUUAUCUAAAGUAAUAGAUUGGUAUAGAAAGUAAAAUAGAUUAGAUGAAAUUUAAAUUAUUAUUGAUAAUUGUGCUAAAGCUACAUAAAACUAAAAUGAACCAGGAUUAUGUUUUUGUAGAGGAUUGUAUUAUAAAUAUAAAAAUUAACCAAAAGAAGCAUUGAUAUAAUUUAAUUAUGCAAAGAAACAUUAAUAAUAUGCUGAAGACAGUUUGACUUAUAUGAUUGAUUUGUAUUUGAAUCCUGAUUAAGAUCUUUAUUAUUCAAUAACAGAUGAAUAACCAAAACCAGUUNUCCUCAUGAAAGCACAAUUAUGAUGGCUAAUAGUGAAAUUGCUAUAGAAAGUGGAGAUAUUAAGAAAGCAAUUAAUAUUCUUAAGGCUGUUUAAAGUGGAUAACCAAAUUUUGUUAAUUCAAGAAUCAUAUUAGCUGAUGUCUAUUUAAAAUAUUUAAAAGAUCGAAGAAAUUAUACAAAAUGUUAUGCUGAAAUUAUUGAAGCUGAACCAACAGCAGAAAAUUAUAAAUUAAUUGGAGAAGCAUUUAUGAAAAUAAAUGAACCUUAAGAAGCAGUUUUAAGUUAUUAAAAAGCUGCUGAAUUGAAUCCAGAAGAUGAAGAAAUUACAAGAAUUAUUGGUAAUGCACUUACAAUGACAUAUGAUUAUCAGAAAGCAGUUAAUUAUUAUGAAGCUGCUUUAUAAAAGACUCCAGGAAGAUAAGAUUUAUUAGUAGAUUUAGGCAGAUUAUAUUUGAGAAUGAAUAAUAUUAAAAAAGCAGAAUAAAUUUUAGUUUGGGAGAAAUUUAUUACUGAUGAUUAUGCUGCACCAACAUUGACAACUUUGAAAGCAAAUGCUUAAGGAUUUCUGUUAAUUGCAAGAAUGGUUACUAAAUUAUAAUAAGCUACAUUUAAUUAAGCAUAAAAUGCUGAAAAAGAGAAAAUCUAAUAAUAAUUGAUGGCAGAAUCUUAAAAAUUAAUAGAAAAAAUAAGAAAAGCAUUUGAAUUUGCAGUCUAAACAUAAAAAGAUGUUAUUGAAAAAAGUAAAUAAGAAGCUGCUAAUGUAAAUAAGGAAAAGGAAUAAUUAGGAUUAAUAUUUUUAGAAUAAGCUAGGUAUUUCUUUUAUAAUGAAAGAAAUUACAAGGCAACAUUAGAUUGUAUAGAUGAUGGUAUUAAAUUCAUACCUACAAAUGAAAGUUUGAUUUAGUUAUAAGCAGAAACAUUUUAUUAAAAUGGUGAUAAGAUUUCAUGCGAAUAAAAAUUAAAAAUAUUAUAAAAAUUGAAUCCAAAAAAUGAUUAUGCUUCAAUGAUGUUGUCAGAAUUAGUUUUAUAAUAAGAUGAUAGUGAAAAAUCAAUUUAAUAAUUUGUUUAAACCUUAUAAGAGAAACCAAAUUCUUUUGGAACUUUAUCUAAAGUAAUAGAUUGGUAUAGAAAGUAAAAUAGAUUAGAUGAAAUUUAAAUUAUUAUUGAUAAUUGUGCUAAAGCUACAUAAAACUAAAAUGAACCAGGAUUAUGUUUUUGUAGAGGAUUGUAUUAUAAAUAUAAAAAUUAACCAAAAGAAGCAUUGAUAUAAUUUAAUUAUGCAAAGAAACAUUAAUAAUAUGCUGAAGACAGUUUGACUUAUAUGAUUGAUUUGUAUUUGAAUCCUGAUUAAGAUCUUUAUUAUUCAAUAACAGAUGAAUAACCAAAACCAGUUGCAGUAGAAAAUCUAAAGGCUUGUGAUUAAUUACUUAAGGAACUUUAAAAUAGAGGGAGUAUGUCAAGGUAUAUUCAAUUCUCUAUAUUAUAGAUAUUUGGUUAUGUAGGCUUAUGUAUUAUAAUUGUCAGGUAUACCAAAAUCUAUAGAAAUGGCUAGUACUAUAUUAGCACAAAUAUUAAAAAGCAAUAAAGAAUGGGUUCCAGCAAUGUUGAGUUUAGCUAUAAAUAAAUUCUUAAGUAAAAAAUAAACUGAAGGAAAGACAAUUUUAAAAUUGUUAUGGGCAAAGUAAGCUGAUACAAGUGGUUGGGAAAGAGAUGAAUUAGAAAGAGCAUGGUUAUUGCAUGCUGAUGCAUUUAUAUCUAUUUAAAAAUAUGAUUAGGCUGAAGAAAUUUUAAGAAAAUGCUUGAAAUAAAAUAAAUGUUGUGCUAAAGCUGAAGAAUUAAUGGGUUUAAUAAAGGAAAAAGAGUAAUCAUAUAUUGAUGCUUCUAACUCAUAUGAAAAAGCAUUCAAAUUAACAAAUCAAAGAAAUCCUGUUAUGGGUUAUAGAUUAGCAUUUAACUAUUUAAAAGCAAAAGUAAAAAUAAAUCAUAUAAACUUAGCGUUUUGUUGAUGCUAUAAAUAUUUGCAAAUUGAUUCUACAAAUAAAUCCUGCAUUUCCUAAACUGCAAUCUGAAAUCCUGAGCAAAGCAAUUCAAGCCUUAAAACCUUGAAAAAUUAAAUAAU